UUAAUACCGACUAAAAAUUUAACGAGUCCCCCACAGUGUAAUUUCCACUACAAUUCUUCGUCUUCAACUUCCAGUUUCUGGUCUUGUCUUCUUCUGCUUCUUGCCUCACCCCACCUCUCCCUCUCUCAACUUCUUCCCUGGUUUCUCCAAUUUUUCUUUGAUAUUUUUAUGUAGUGCCUGCAUAUUACUAAUUUAAAUGUAAAUCCAUAGAGGUAAGGUACUGAGACGCCCGAGCAAUGCAGUAAGCGUGAUUUCAGCAGCCUACGGGCUCGGAAGUUCCCAUUAUCCUCUGAGCAGUAUAACGUGAAACCAUGUUACUCACUCAUAAAGGAGAAGAAAAAGAUAUUCAGUUUAGUUGGGGUCGCAAGACUGGUGUUCAAUAUUACGAGUCAUUCACCUACAACGGAAUUGCAUAUUUCCUUUACGACUGUGUGCACGUGGAGUGCAAAGGUGAUUCUGAGCCUUCCAUCGGUAAGCUGGUUAAAAUAUUUGAAACACCCACAGGCACCAGGAAAGUGAGGGUCGUGUGGUUUUUCCGACCAAUCGAAAUACAAAAUUGGUUAGGUGAUCUUCAACCUCUCUCCAAUGAGCUGUUCUUGGCUUCCGGCAUGGGGCAAGGGCUUUCCAAUGUGAUUCCUUUGGAAGCCAUCAAUGGACCAUGCUCAGUGAUCUGCACAUCAAAAGACAGAAGGAAUACUCCGCCAACAGAAGAAGAGUUGGGAAAUGCAAAUUUCAUUUUUCUCCGUACUUUUGAUGUUAAAAGCCGCACAUUAUCAAAAAAGUUCCCAGAUUUAAUUGCUAAUGUUGAAGUGAAGAACUACUUUAAUCAACAAAAAAAGGUGAAGCCUUGUCCUGCAAAAGAUGAAGAUCUGGAUACAAAAAGUGCUAAAGCUGUUUCAGUUUCAGGGCUUGGAACAGCAAAAGCUAAACAAGCACAGUCUAGCAGGAAUAAAUCUUCAUCAUCAAGUGAGAUUUAUGAUAAUAAGUCUUACCACCCCACAAAGAGUUCUUCUACAGGUGUGUCUGGUACAUCGCUAGUUGUGAAGAGGAAACAUGAAAGUGCUUCAGGUGGCCCCAAUGUUAUCUCAUUAAAGAGAAUUAAGCUUGGAAAUACUUCAAGCUUUCCUGCAACCUCUCCACCUAGGAAGAAGCACGGAUGUGCUUUAGAUUUCCCUUAUACUUCCAUACCAAAGAAGAUAAAGCUUGAAAACCAUUCAGCUGCUGGACUUUCUCAUCAAUCAAAAGUAAGCCAAGGAAAAGAUUCAGAUGAUAGGGUAGUGGAAUUGGACCACAAAGUCAGAAUGUUUCCUGCAAAAGCGGGUUAUUUGGAAAAGAAAGAGGGUGUGGGAACUGAUUCUACAAUAAGGGAAGUUGUAAGAAAGCCAACUGAGGAUUCAAGCAAAUGGUUCAUUGAACAGCCUUGGGAGAAAAGAAUGCUAAUGGCUCAAGAAAAAGGAACACUGGUUUUACUGGGAAACCUUGAUCCUUCAUUCACUUCAGCAGAUGUGGAGGCUAUUCUUUCGGAUGCAUUCAACUUGAAGGUUAGUGCAAAGAUGAUACAUCAUGGGACCUUCUUUAGUCUGAACUCUGGACAAGCUUUUGCCAUAUUCAAAUCCAGGGAAGCUGCAAAUUCAGUAAUUUCUAGCUUAAAGACAAGGUGUCUGAUGCUUGGUGAUGGAAGGCCAUUAGUUGCUCGAAUGGGAUCUCUUAUGGAGCCACGUAAACCAAGUGGAUUUGUUGGCCACCUUACAAUUGACCGAGUGAGACCUCAAAAGCAACGAAUAGAGAUGAGAACAUCAGUAUCAACAUCCCACUAUUCCCAGAACAAUACAAUUGAAUAUGAGAUGGCCUUGGAAUGGUUUGUAUUACAAGAACGAUCAGACCGAAGGUGGAAAGCAUUAUAUGAGAGUCAAGCAAAGGAACUUGCAGAGCUUAAGAGCAAAUUCAAGACCCCACAGUGAACAGUAAUUUUCAACGUUUAGAAGUUAAUAGAGUUCCCGAGUUUAAACUGCAAAUGAAGCAAUUUUUGUUUACUCUACACUGAUACUAUAUGGAAUCACUAGUCAAGAUGUCCCUGUUUUGGAGACCGGGCUGCACCAGUUACAGAAUGGCAUAUUGGUAUAUGGCCUGUUUUAACCAGGAUAACUAAAUGCAGGUCUUUGUUUCACAUUGUGUUCCAACAUGCUAUUAAACUUUUUGUGGCUUUUUUGUUCCGAUAGGUAACGCGGUGAAAUAUUUAUUACUGCUCUUUGAAAAUAGGUCUGCUAAUUAGAUGUGGUGUCAAUCAUUUUUUCUAAAUGCCCCCAUUUGGAUAGUAGCGGUUUGAGCAAUACGCC
Molecule: messenger RNA, 2336 nt
Organism: Cuscuta europaea
Lineage: Eukaryota; Viridiplantae; Streptophyta; Magnoliopsida; Solanales; Convolvulaceae
Source: the annotation of a GenBank genome assembly